Messenger RNA from Stereum hirsutum FP-91666 SS1, 930 nucleotides. RefSeq lists its product as uncharacterized. Lineage: Eukaryota; Fungi; Basidiomycota; Agaricomycetes; Russulales; Stereaceae. The record is from RefSeq and is a predicted model, not a curated record. The coding region runs from base 1 to 930 and encodes 309 amino acids. The transcript is spliced from 23 exons.
AUGGGAUCGCCAGCAGCUAUAGUUCAAGGUCCUAGUCUCAUUGGGAUCUUCCUCAAUCUGAUUCUGUACGGUGCUAUGUGUGUUCAAGUCUUUUACUACUACACGAGAUACCCGAAGGAUACGGUGUGGAUCAAACUAUAUGUUGCCCUGUUAUUUGUGGCCGACACCCUCAACUCUGCGUUCAACAUGAUCUACGAUGUACUCGUCACGGAUUGGGGCAAUGCGGAGGCCCUCGCUGUCGGCAACUGGAUCUUCUGUACGGACCCCGCCAUGACAGGCAUCAUCGCGGGUCUGGUUCAGAGCUUCUUCUGCUGGAGGAUCUGGGUGCUGACCCGGAGUAAAAUCAUUGUCGCAAUCAUUGGUUUCGCGACUGUUUGCUGUACCUUGGGAGGUAUUGGGUCUGGAAUUGCGGUCGGUAUCAUGAAGCAAUGGGCCAUCCUUCAGAACGGUACAGGAAUUCUAGUGGUCUGGCUGGCGGGCGGUGCUAUCGCAGACAUUGGUAUCACUGUGGUCAUAACGUGGCACAUUCGUCGCCACGCUGUGAACUUCAAGCAACGACAAGACCCCCUCUCUCGUCUCGUCCGACUGACGAUCUCCAAUGGUUUAAUGACGACGCUCGUCAAUGUAGCUGACAUCAUUGCAUUCGUAGCUUCGACCGGUGGAAUGCACUUGCUAUUCAACUUCCCCCUGGCUAAGCUCUACACGAACUCUGCGAUGGCGACCUUGAACCAGAGGGAAAGGAACAGGACCGAGCAGUCUAGCACCAGCAGAACGCCUUCCGCGAAGGUGUUCACAGACGGUCACGGUAAUCGACCAGUCAGGGCCGACGGCGCCGUAACAGUCACGGUGGAAAGGCACGAAAUGGUCGACAUGCCGAAGGGAGACGAAGAAUGGGAGCUCGGAAGAGACACAAAACAGGACAGCUUCUAA